This is a messenger RNA of Penicilliopsis zonata CBS 506.65, 2655 nucleotides long. RefSeq lists its product as hypothetical. The coding region runs from base 1 to 2655 and encodes 884 amino acids. The transcript has 2 exons. The record is from RefSeq and is a predicted model, not a curated record. NCBI's taxonomy places the organism in Eukaryota, Fungi, Ascomycota, Eurotiomycetes, Eurotiales, Aspergillaceae.
AUGACAGCACGACUCCCCAACCCAUCAUUCGUUUUUCCAGCGAGAGAUCCUGAUGAGCCGAAACAACCGCUACCUCUGCCCGCAUUCUCUUUUAAUCCAGGCGCCGAUCUUCCGCCUCAGCCGUUGGGGCCGGCCCCUGCAGGCCAUCGGACGAUGAUGGGCCAUCGUCGACGUCCCAGUGAGCUCUUGGGAGGGGAAAAUAUCUCGGAAUCCACGGCUCAGCCCUCAGCGGAGGAACCCGUCAAACUCCCCACGCCAGGCCCAGGCUUCAGUGCGCCCUACAGACGAUCACAUGCCCACCGCCGCUCCGCAGCCGUGUCGAACGUGGACAUGUCUAUCAUUCGACAGGCCUUUGAACCCAAACCCGUCGUGGGAAGUGCUCCGUGUACACCUGCGGACAUGAGACAUGAACAUGGCUUCGCAGAUGAUAUCUCUCGACCCUUGUCGUACUCGGCUACUAGCUUGAGUCGACCCUCACCGCCGAGCUCCCCCUUACUAUUACCAUCCAAUCGUUCCCCAUCACAUGCCAAACCUGCCUUCACCCACCACAGACGUCCCCUGUCGACAAUCUCCUCUGAGACCUCGGGCAGCUACGCCACCACGGUGCAGCUGGAUACCGUCCCAAAGGAGAACGGCCUACCCUUCAAACCAACGCCAAAUGUCGCCACGGAGGCGCCGAAAACCCGACCGAAGACUGCCGAUGCUUCCUUUACCCUGAACUUUGACGCACGCCAGGGCUCUCGGAAUUCCCGGCCGCUGUCGACUCCCGGUCAUAGCCGCGCCAACAAGAGCACGUCCGGCCUACCAGAGCUGCUUUUGAAGGAAUCCCGCUUUCAUGAUGGCACUUAUCUGACGGAGGAAUUCGGCCGGCUAUCUUCCGAGGAAGAGUGCUCCGAUGUGUCCUUUGAGCUUCCCCGUGAGUCAUCAGAUUCUGUCGCAACUUUAUCAUCCAAGACGGAGACGACCAAGUCGAAGAAGAAGCAAAAGAAGGUUCGCUCGUGGGCCGGUGCCAUCUUGACACGGGGCAAGGGGAAGCGACAUCCCUCCAACAAGAAGGACAACGACGAUGCAGAUCUGCCAGAUCAAUCAAACACGCCUACGCCCAUCAUCACCAGGACCAACUCGGACCUAGGAUCGGGCCUGGACGUCAACUUUGACGAUGACCACAUCAUCGUCCUUCGAACGCCAACCAGCUCCAACGUCCCCGAGCCCAGUCCCCUCGAUGUCGAUGCGGAUGGCUCCCCGUCGCUGGACAGCGCCUGGAAACCACGGAGCUUCUACGAGCAGACCAUCCAAAACGACGUGACAAGCCCUGUCAUCGAUCUCGAUGCCGCGUUGGGCCCAUUCAAUACCCCCGACAUGGCUUCGGAUCGGGUGGUUGGUAGUGGCUUCUCCGCCGCGACGAAGAGAAUGUACAGUGGGGGACGCCGGGGAGAGUUUGUUGGGCCGGAGAUGCGCUAUCAUCGCCGUGCCGAGAGUGCGCCCGAAAUGCCCCCCUUCGACCGGAGUUUCCUGGUCAGUGCUCGUUUGAAGAACAGCUCGACGAUGUCUUCCAUAGCCGAUAACGACGUGUUUUACGAAGAGGAAGAAGACGCCUUCUUGGCGGCAGGCAGUGAGUCGGGUGAAGCCGAUGCCGGGAGCUCUUCCUCCCACAGCCAUGAUCAUGAGGGCACCCCUUCGGAUGCCGGCGUUGCUGCCGACAAGGAAUCCGUUCGCAGUCAGGCUAGUUCUGAUACCCUGACCAAACAGAGGGUCAGAUCUAGUUCGACGUCGCGAAAUCCGGGGCUGGGAAUUCAGGAACAGGAUGUAGCGGAUGAACCCUCGGCCCAUCCCAUCAUCGCCCAGCCCUUCGACCAUAAAGAGGACGACGAGGCGCAAACACAGACCGAGCAGCAGCCUGGCCCAGCAGUUGAUACGAUCAUCACCGACCCGCGCCCGAAACGGCCGGAUGCCAUUGAGAUCAUCAAACAGGAAGACUGGCACCCCAAGUGUCCGGGUCCUCCUAGUCCCGAAGUUUCGCCUCGCUUUGUCCCGGUUGAUAAGCGCCCGUCCACUUCUCCCAUGAGUUUCCCAUGCAACGCCCCUCAUCUCCCACCCCCAACUGGCUCGAUCUCCCCUAGCUCCUCAUUCCCGUCUCCGGAUUUCCAUUAUGCCUCUUCGGAAGCUCCCCGAUCCAUCACCACCCCAUCUACCUCCGACCGAAACUUCUCCAAUCUGUCCUAUAGCACCGACCAUUCUCCAGAUUUCCCCCAUAACUCCAUGGACGAUGUGCCGUCCUUGACCAGCAGCGCAUCGACCAUGGCCAACACCAUGCACCGGUUCUCCGCGACCUUCUUCGGCAGACCGCGACUAUCAAGCGACCGGGCGGCUUCAUUCUCUGCGAGCGUAAACCGUCGGACGAGCCAAGGCAACGUGACUCCGAAGCGGUCCAGUCUCGCCAGCCUGUCUAAGCUUGUUGUCGGGACGCACGCCGAACGGAGCAAACUCAGCCACGAGGAGAAACCGCCCGUGAACGAAUCGGACCCGACCAGCAAGAAGAAAGGACGCCGCAUCAGCCGGCUCAUGCACUUCUGGAAGGUCAAGGAGCGAGAACGGUCGGUCGAUACUGUGUACCAGUCACAGCAGCCUCCGCCAGAGCAACGGCCCUCCAAAUGA